AUGCUCCAAAACAACCUCAUCCGCAUCGUAUCCCAAAACCGUCUUUGCACCGGUGUUAGGAUUAAGGUCGUCUGCAGAGUCGAGACAAUAUCCCUUGCCAAAGCCGCGGGUUACGACACGGUGUUCAUCGAUCUCGAAUACUCGGUCUUUUCAGAAAAGGACGCCAGCAGAUUGUCCUCGGCGGCGCUCGCCGCCGGUGUCACGCCAUUCGUUUGUGUGCCGUAUAAAUGUGGGCAGGGCUAUGUCCAAAGAGUGCUCGAUGGCGAAGCGUUUGGAAUCGUCUCCCCGCAUAUCAGCACCGUCGAGGAAGCAAAGCAAGUCGUGGCAUACACAGAUUUCAGCCCCAUGACAAGCGAUCCUUGA
Cladophialophora bantiana CBS 173.52 is the source of this 363-nucleotide messenger RNA. RefSeq lists its product as uncharacterized. NCBI's taxonomy places the organism in Eukaryota, Fungi, Ascomycota, Eurotiomycetes, Chaetothyriales, Herpotrichiellaceae. The transcript has 3 exons. Gene Ontology annotation, cellular component: cytoplasm. Gene Ontology annotation, molecular function: aldehyde-lyase activity. Bases 1 to 363 code for a protein of 120 amino acids. The record is from RefSeq and is a predicted model, not a curated record.